UCACAUACUCAGACAUAUAAUGGCUACAAAACCAGGGUUGCUUACUAAUUGGCCAUGGCAGCCUCUUGGAUGUUUUAAGUACAUCAUAUUGGCUCCAUGGGCAAUGCAUAGCCUCUACUCUCUUGCAAUUACAAGAGGCAAAAAUGAGCUGGACUACCUUAAUCUCCUCAUUCUUCCAUUUCUACUAUCAAGAGCUCUCCACAACCAGAUAUGGAUUUCCUUCUCUCGUCACAGAACUGCUAAAGGCAACAACAAGAUUGUCGAUAGAGCCAUCGAAUUCGAACAAGUUGACAGAGAAAGCAACUGGGAUGAUCAGAUUCUUCUAAGUGGACUUACCUCGUACAUUAUCAACCACACAGUGUCUAUGGCCUCUUCCUUGCCGGCUUGGAGGAUUGACGGCGUCAUUAUAAUGGCGUUGCUCCACGCUGGCCCGGUCGAAUACCUCUACUACUGGCUGCAUAGAGCUCUGCACAACCAUUACCUCUACUCGAGAUAUCAUUCUCACCACCAUUCCUCCAUUGUCACUGAGCCAAUUACAUCUGUGAUACAUCCAUUUGCAGAGCACAUAGCGUAUCAUGUACUGUUUGGGCUUACGAUCAUGGUCACGCUCUUUAGUGGCACGGCGUCGUUGACGUCCAUGUUCGGAUACGUAACGUUCCUUGAUGUGAUGAACAAUAUGGGGCACUGCAACUUCGAGUUCAUGCCUACAUGGCUGUUUUCCACCUUCCCUCCUCUCAAAUACUUGAUCUAUACACCCUCGUUUCAUUCACUGCAUCACACACAGUUUCGGACAAACUACUCGCUGUUCAUGCCGUUUUAUGAUUACAUCCACGGCACCAUGGACGAGUCUACGGACGCCUUGCACGAGAGCUCCCUCGAGAGGCGGCAGGAGUCUCCUGAUGUGGUGCAUCUGACUCACCUCACCACGCCCGAAUCCAUCUUCCAUCUCCGGGUGGCGUUCGCCUCCUUGGCUUCGAGGCCUCAGGAGUCGAAACAGAGCACUGCCCUCAUGUGGCCUCUAUCCUGGCUCUCUGCUAUUCUCAACUUCAUCUACGGCCGAACCUUUCUUGUUGAGACGAAUCGGUUUGGGAAACUGAAGAUGCAAACAUGGACAAUCCCACGUUACACUAUGCAGUAUGGCCUAAAAUGGCGAACACAAGCUAUCAAUACCUUAAUCGAAGAAGCCAUACUCGAAGCUGAUGUACGAGGUUGCAAAGUUGUAACCUUAGGAUUGCUCAAUCAGAGUGAGGAACUGAACAGAAGUGGACAGCUAUUUAUAGAAAGACACCCUAAACUGAAAACUAAAAUUGUUGAUGGAAGCAGUCUAGCAGUAGCCAUUGUCCUAAACAACAUUCCCAAAGGAACAACUCAAGUCCUAUUCAGAGGAGCUCUCUCCAAGCUUGCUUUUGCUAUUGUAUCCGCUUUGUCCCACCGCGCCAUUCAGGUUUCAACAUUGUAUGAAGCUGAGAAGCUUAAGCUAUCUUCAACAACUGAGGCUGAAGUUGAAAUCUCCAAAAGUUACACUCAGAAGGUAUGGAUAGUUGGAGAUGGAUUGUCUAAACAUGAACAGCUCAAGGCAUCAAAGGGCACUCUCUUCAUUCCUUUCUCCCAUUUCCCUCCACAAAAGGCGCGCGACGAUGCCUUCUACUGCCACACGCCUUCCAUGAUCGCCCCUCCUUCCCUCCAAAACCUGCAUUCCUGUGAGAAUUGGCUACCGAGAAGGGUCAUGAGUGCUGCGCGUGUCGCCGGAAUACUACACGCAGUCGAAGGGUGGGAUGUGCACGAGUGCGGUGAAUCCAUUUUCGACGUCGACAAAAUAUGGGAGGCUGCUAUCAAACAUGGCUUUCGCCCCACAACUAUUUCCAUCUAAUUAAUUCCACCACAUAUCUAUGACUAUAGUCUCUAUAUAUAAGAGGUUGGUAGACCAUAUAUAUAUAUAUAUCGAUAUAUAGGGUUGGGACACUGUGAGAAAUAAUAAAUAUUAUAUGUACCCAAACACCCAUUUUAUGUGUGGCUAAUCUAUGUUGAGAA
This is a messenger RNA of Salvia splendens (bonfire salvia), 2031 nucleotides long. Its product is annotated as very-long-chain aldehyde decarbonylase CER1. The record is from RefSeq and is a predicted model, not a curated record. The transcript is spliced from 10 exons. Gene Ontology annotation, molecular function: oxidoreductase activity; iron ion binding. Gene Ontology annotation, biological process: lipid biosynthetic process. Bases 20 to 1870 code for a protein of 616 amino acids. NCBI's taxonomy places the organism in Eukaryota, Viridiplantae, Streptophyta, Magnoliopsida, Lamiales, Lamiaceae.